Molecule: messenger RNA, 3938 nt
Organism: Pseudonaja textilis
Lineage: Eukaryota; Metazoa; Chordata; Lepidosauria; Squamata; Elapidae
Gene: MAPK1IP1L
Product: mitogen-activated protein kinase 1 interacting protein 1 like
Source: RefSeq, a predicted model, not a curated record
GGGAAGGCGGAUGCAGUGAUAAAGUGACAACAACGCUCACUUCCGCUUGGUUAAGAAAAGAGAGAGAGAGAGAGAGAGAGGGGAGGGAGGAACAAGCGAGAUCAAGCAAGGAUCGGCGGCUGUUCUCGCCGUGGUGGUCACCUUCUGUCGUCAAGCUCCCUCAGCGCGGCCCAGGAAAAAUGUUAGCUGCUGAUGAAUUUUCGCUGGCUGAUGCUCUACCAGAGAGUUCUCCUGCCAAGAGUUCCUCUGUGGGCAAUACGAAGCCACCUCAACAGCCCAGUCAGCCUCCACAAGCCUGGCCAACCUCUAGUCCCUGGAAUAAUGCCCCAAGUGCUCCUCCCGCAGCUCCAUCCGGUUUGCCUCCUAGCUCAUCGACUUCCAACGUGCCUUUUGGACCGCCACCAACAGGAAUGUAUCCUUCCCUCCCCCCUGGGGCACCAGUUCCUUUUCCUCCUCCUGGUUCUACUUGUCCUCCAGGUGCUCCAUAUCCACCCCCUGGUCCUGCCCCACCAGGGCAAUAUCCACCACCAAACAUGCCCUUCCCAGAGAUUCCAAGGCCAUAUGGGGGUCCCACCGAACCAGGUGCUCCCCCUGCUGCUGUUGGAGCAUGGGGAUCCAUGCCCACUGGAGGUUGGGGAGCCUCAGUUGGGGGACAGUAUCCUGCACCUAGUGUGCCAUAUCCACCUCCAGGGCCAUAUUCCACUCCCACUCAGACUCCAGGGGCUGCUCCUACAGUGCCUUGGGGUGCUGUCCCCCCAGGACCAUGGGGACCUUCGCCUCCUGGCCCAUAUCCUCCGCCAACAGGAUCCUAUCCAGCUCCAGGGAUGUACCCAACGCCACCUAAUCCUUACCAAGUGCCACCUGCGCCUGCUGGAGCACCAUCCAUACCUGGUGGCCCUCAUCCCUACCGUUGAACUUGUGGCAGGCUGAUGAGGUACUGCCUCCCUACCUAUUUACACAGAAAAGUUUUUAGUAAUCUUUUGGAGUCUUGAAGAGCCUACCUGUCUUCUGCCAGCCCAUUUGUGGUGUGAGGGAGCACUCCUCCAACGCUUAUUUUGUGUGAGAUGGAUUAGGAUAAACAACUUGACUGCCCCAGCUCUCUAAUCCUUACUCUAGUCAAGAUUUUAUCAAGUGACAUUAGCCUAAUGAGUAAGGACUAACCCUGGAUCAAUACUACAACUAUUAAUUGCUGAUUUAGAGGAUUGGCCUGAUUGACUGACCACAUCUUAAUUAAUUUCAGUUACCCGGAGAAGCUUCUGAAGAAAUGAGCUAGGCACCCUUCAUCAAAUUGAAGAGAAGCAAAGAACAUUAAUUUAAAGCAGUUCUCGGUAUCAGACUUGAUUUGUUCCAUUUGAGAAACCUUGUAGAGAUGAACAUCUGAUAUCUGAUGCUUAGUUCGUACAACAAACAACCUUGGGGAGCAUCAGUUUGGUUUAGAUGUUCAGGUAGUUCAAAUAGAUAUUUCUGACAUGAGUUUUCCAGCUCUAUUAGCCAUCAUAUUUGUUGUGAGCCAUCUAAAAAUAAUCUGCUGAAGCUAAAACAUUUUGGUUUUGGCUUGAGCAAGCCUCAAAACCGUUUGAAGAGUUUUCUAUGCUUCACUUCUGCAAAGCAAAAUUUCUUUUUUAAAAGUUCUUGCAAGAAGGAGUGGGAAUGUAAUCAGUAUAACCUCUUCUCUGGCAGCUCCAGUGUCUUUGAAAAUUAAUUUGGAAACUUCACUUUCAUGUGAACGUCUGGUUUCGGGAUAACAAACUAAACAGGAAAGUUUCUCUACCUGAGGAUGUGUUUUAAUGCUCAUGAUUAGAUUAUUGCAAUUUAAUUAGUUAAAAUGUACUUGAUGAAUAUUGGCAGUAGAUGCAGCAAUCUAGAUAUACAGUUUUCUCACUUCAGUUUUGGGAUGAACACCAAAAAGCCAGUCCCUUAUGGAAUUUCCCAUGGAGGAAAUAUGCUGGAUUCAUUUAUCACGGUUCACAAAGAAUACAACAUUGCAUCGCUGUCUUACUGAUAAGUCCAUGUUUUGACAACUUUCUUCUGUGGUCUCCAGAAAUUUGCUUAACACUGAUGUCUAGCAUUCAUCAUAAAUUGGCUAUUUUCAAUCUUUAGGAAAUAACUUCGCAGGAAAGAUUUUUAGGGAUUCCAUAUUCUAAGGAAUAAUGAACUAGUUUUAAUUUAGUAAGAAUGGAUAAGACUUGGGCAUGUGUCCUGUAGUGUUUGUGGAAAUAUUUAUUUCCUCACAUCAAAUGAAUUUGAAAAGGCUCUUCAUUUUCUUCCCCAUCCCUUCUUGUCCUAGUUUUAUAAGCAUUUCCCAUCCCCCACCCACAUUGGUUUUCUUCCUGUUUUUCCUCAACAGCUAGCUUCUCUUGAAGAAUAUUGCAUCUUCCCAUUAACUUUAAACCACAGAAAUUUGUAUGGGCAAUGGCUUUAGAAUACCAGUGAUCUUUGGAAAUAUCAGAUAAUUUAGGUUAAUGGUGAGAACUGCAGCUUGGCAAGUUUCAAAAGUAAGCUAAAUUAUUAGUUAUUUUCAAGUAGCAUUGAGAGCACCAGUGCUAAUGAACUCUGAAGUGACAUCCCAUUAACUUUGUAUUAUCUAAAGCAGUUAUUUGAGGAGAGGUAUCUUUUUCUUCAUUGUAGAGGCAUCCCGCUUUCUCAUUUUGAGUACGCUGUUGGUAAACCUAUCUGUCUCUGAUGACAUCUUGCUCCAUAUAUUCCAGGUUUGGACUGCAUGACUGGCUUUAAAAAGGAAUCCAUUAAAUAUUAAAGUGAAGUAUUGAUAAGUUUCGAUUGUAGAAAGAUACUAAGAAGCUUUGUCGGAAUUCCAGUUCAGAUUUUAAAAAAUUAGAUAUUUCCAAUGUUGGCUUACCGUGAGGGGGCUGACAAUAUACAUAUACAAGUUUGUGAUACUUGCCAGAACACUCUUGAAGUGAAUGCAAUUAUAUGAAAUAAGAAAUGUGGAUCAAAAUAUAGAACAGGUUAGUAUUAUUCUGUGUUCUGCCUAUUCUAUAGAAAUUUUAAAUUUUACAAACUCUUGAAGAAUGCUGAAAGACAUUUUGCAAAGUUUUUCUAAGAUGACAGAAUACUUUUUUUUUGCUAAACCUUUGCUAAAAUCAAGCUCACAGAAUAGAUUUGCCCUAAUACAUAUUGAUUUCUCCUCAUCCUAAAGCUGAAUUAUGAUAAAAACACAAUUUUGUGUUUCUAGCUAUUAGUACAAAUCUACUCAAAAAGAAGUCUUAUUACCUUCAGUGACUUUUAUGUAAGCGGUUGUAGGGUUGGAGCUCUGUGUCAAACUGGAACCCUGCUUAAACUAGAAGUAAAAGCAUUCUGGCAGGGCUUCCUCCAUGUUAUAUCUGCUGAUGGGAUUGGCUGAGAUUCUGGGCCCUGCACCUGAGAAAGAUGGUCAGCCAUUGUUCCAAAUAAGGGAUUGUAGCAUAAGAAAACUAAUGCAGCAUUUUAUAUAGUUAACAAAACUAAAUGUUACCUGUGCAUAUCAUUCAGAUUCUGCUGCAUUAAGCGUUGGGAAGGCAGAAAAGAUUCCAUUAAUAGGCCUGCAGCAGCAUUUGCACCGUCCUUUGUAGCUGGAACUUUUGCAAGCCUAAUAGCCGUUUGCUUGAUUUUUCUUGUGGCAUAAUUCCACAUUCAAUGCCUUGGCCCCCUUUCCACAGAAAUAUUCAUACAGAACACUUUUUCUGCCUACAAAAGAUUCUGCCAGCCUUUAAUUUACCUUUGAUGCAUCACAUAGAUGCUGGUGGCAAAGAUGACUAUAAGAAACUGCAGAGGCAGUAAAAUAGUGAUUGUAACUGACACAGUUCUGUCCUUGUAUCAAGACAUUUGAGGCUAGCCUGUAAGUUGCAUAGUGUGAUGACACCAUCCUGUGCACAUUAUUUGCCUUUCCACAUCCCCUUUACCUGGCUGGAAAUCCUUUAGUGUAUUGUCCAAGAAGAGAA